Spodoptera littoralis (African cotton leafworm) is the source of this 735-nucleotide messenger RNA. The record is from the annotation of a GenBank genome assembly. NCBI's taxonomy places the organism in Eukaryota, Metazoa, Arthropoda, Insecta, Lepidoptera, Noctuidae.
AUGGCUGUUUAUAGGAGCUUAUUAUUACUUGCAUUCGCUGGCUGUGUCCUUUCUGAAUUUGGUGCACCUUUCGAACCGUGUGAUAAGGAUGACAUCAGAUGUCUAAGUGCUGCAACAGAAUCGUUUUUGGAAAAAACCUGCAAUGGUAUUCCUGAUUAUGACAUUAAAGCUAUCGAUCCUUUGAUCAUACCAGAAUUGAAAUAUGAAGUUGAUCCAGACAUGGGCUUGCUCUUUGAAUUCAAAAACAUCAAUGUCACAGGAUUGAAGAACCAACAGAUUUCGGAUUUCCGAAUGGAUACUGACAAGAAAUCAGUUGUAUUGAAAACGAAAGCAGUAUUGAACAUCGUGGGUGAUGUGAAAAUCUCACUGACGAAGCACAACAAAGUAUUCAACGGAGUUUAUUCAGCUUCAUACACCGCCCUAGGAAACUCGAAAUACGGUUACUCCCUGGUACAGAAAGGAGAUCUGGAAUACUUUGAAGUUGGACCAGAAGUAAACACCUGUGAAAUCAUUGGAGAACCAGUUAUAUCACUUGAUCCUAGUCUACAAAACGUUAUUGACCAAGAUGCUGAUGCUAGAGCACUGAAGCCUUCUUUUAAUACUAAGAAAGAAACUUUGAGGAAGAACACACUGUGUCGUAUUGUGGAAUCCGCCUAUACUACUGUUAUCCAUAACCUUAGAUCUUCGGCAAAAAUCUAUCCGUGCCGUGCCUUUUUCAAUAAAAUGUGUAAAUAA